Messenger RNA from Amphimedon queenslandica, 2028 nucleotides. RefSeq lists its product as uncharacterized. The transcript has 10 exons. Bases 36 to 1706 code for a protein of 556 amino acids. The record is from RefSeq and is a predicted model, not a curated record. NCBI's taxonomy places the organism in Eukaryota, Metazoa, Porifera, Demospongiae, Haplosclerida, Niphatidae.
UAGCAACUCAUUUCAGUAUCCCAGCAUUCGCAAAUAUGAAUCGUGUUGUAAUAUUCUUUUUUCUUUCUUUGUAUGCUACAGUCUUUGGACAAGUUUUAAAACAGCCACAGAGUUAUAACAUACUUCCUAAUGGCCAUGUGAUUUCAACCUGCAAAGGAAAAGGAGUACAUUCAGCUAUACAUUUUUUCAAGCCAGGUCUUGGUCAACUAUCAGAAACACAUUCUUUUGAAGGUCUCAAGCUUUAUGGUAUAUACCUUACGGUAGACUCUGUAAAUAUACAAGGAGGCAAAAUUGUAACAUGGGCAAUCAAUAUUACUGGAUUGAGCAAUAUAGAUGAAGUUCAGUUCCUCUGUAAAUUUUUAGCAAAUGACUUUCAUGAAAGUGACACAGCAAAAAUCAAUGUUAUCAAUGAAACAUUAGGUGCUCCAAUAAUAGCAGAAUACAACGAAACAUACAUUGAACUGUACUGGUCUUCAUUGCAAAGUUUCAAUGUUACCAACUACACACUGAGGAUCACCAAUACCAGCAGUGGCAGCACCACUACCAUUACAACUCCAUUAACUGAAUGGACACUAACUCAGGAUCAGCCAUCAUCCAACAGUCACCCUUUAAUAAUAACAGUUGAAGCAUUCACUGAUUAUGGGUCUGUAAUCAGUGCCUCUCUUACUACAGGAUUUCCUAAAAAACUGGUUGCCAUUAAUAAGAACGAUAUUACAGCAGAUGUUGUCAAAAAAAUCAACGGGCAGUUGCGAGUGACAAUAAGUUUCAUUCCUCCUGCAGUAUUCUCCUAUCAGAAUCUAUACUACAGCAUUAUUGUAGAAAAUCUCAAUGAUACAGAAAUGUAUUACAGCAAGAAUGAACUGAACUCUACUACACUAGUCAUUGAUGAUGAAAUGAUGAAAGAAGGAAAGACGUAUAACCUCUCACUCUUUGUUUGGGAGAGUCUGCGUGAAGAUGUAGUGCUUAUGACACAUAAACUGUUCAGUACUGAUUUUACUAAUACAAGAACACCUUUAAACUCUCCCUCUCCCACUGUGCCAUCAUCAAGAGCAGGAUCAAUGUUAACACAAUGGUAUGUGAUAGCUGGUGGCAUUGCUGGACUCUUCUUAGUCCUCAUAUUACUGAUUGUAUUUGUACUAAUCAUUAUAUGCCUACGACUGAGAAGAUUACAACGACCUACUAUGUCACAAAAUGUCAUGGAAGAGACUAAUGAUAAGAUGUUUAGAGAGAGGUCCCUGAGUCUUCCGAUGUCAUCAAAGAAUAAAAUGUUCAGGGAAAGAUCACAGACUAUACCAGCCCCUAAGACAAUGGCUACUAACCCGAUUUACGAAGCAACUACGCCAAUAUAUGACAUAAUGCCUAAUGACCUUAAAGGACUUGAUAAUCCAAACCCAAAUCCAAUUCCUCUCCCUUCAGCUGCCGAUAAUUCAUUGUAUAUGGACAUACCACCUCAGGUACCGCCUCCUCGUAAAAUGUCAUUGGAUAGUCCUGGAAUUAAAUCCGGUACUGAGGUUGUACUAUCAAAGAUUGCACAGUUGGGGGAGGAUCCUAAUGUUGAAAACAGUGACUACAUGUACAUGAGGUCACAGAGCCGUUAUGUUAAAUCGCCUGUUCCUACAAGGCCAAAGGAGACAACCAUAAAACCAUCAACACUCACUCUUCCAAACAGUCGCAAUAAUGAGGAGGAGAGAGAAGAAAAGAAAUAAGAAAAUUGCUUGAUGAGACUGAAGAACUGUGUGCAUUAUUUUUACAUGUAUCAUCAUCAUCAUAAUCAUCGUGUUAUAUAUUUUAAUUUUUUUCAUUGCAGCUGCAGCAGGUUAAUUAUUUAUAUUUUUUAUUCAUGUCUGAAUAACAUUUUGUGAUACAAAUUGGUUGUCGCUGUUUUUAACUGUCAUACUCCUAUCAUUUUUUGUGAUUAAAAACACAUGAUUAAAUGAAAUAAGUGAAACUGCUGGAGAUGUCACACAGACAGAGGAAAUAAAAAUUAAUAAAAAUUAAAAAUCAAAUAAAUUACCUGGAAUAAAGAAA